AUAUACAUGUACAUUAAAGAGUACACCACACAAAUCAUCGUCUAGCACAUUUAAUUAUAUAGGAUAUUAAUAGGAUAGUGUUGUAAGUAUUUGCACUAUGCUUUGAUAUAUUGUACUAUUUUGUGUAUUGGAAAAUUGACAAUUCCUCUCUAGAAGCGAGAUACUGACCCAGAAUAAAAAAUAUCUACAUGUCUGCUAAAAUAUAGGUUACUGAAACCGAAAGAGGAAGGUUAUUAUCACUCGGAUUAUUCAUAUUAGGGACGCCGUGUUAGAGUACUAAUGGCAGAGUUAACAGGGACACGUCAUGAUGAACAACGGUCAAGAGGAUACGCUGUUAUUAUAAAUAACCGCGACUUUAGAUUGCAUGACAUUUACAGGAAAAUUUUUCCAAAGAAGAAUAUACCAGACCCAACCCGUUAUGGUGCUGGCAUAGAUGAUUCGAACUUGCAAUUUAUCUUUGGCACGAAACUUAACUUUCAGUUCCUUGAAAACAGAACGUUUAAGAACGUCAACAAAAGCCCUUACAAGACGCAUACUCAACCUUUUUGGAUUCAUGACACAAAACCAGAGGAUAAAAAGGAUUGUAAAUGUAUGAGUUGUAAAAUUCAAUCAAUUGAUCAUUCUGAUGCAGAAUGUUUCGUUUUGGCAAUAAGCACACAUGGCGUGCAGGUGGAUGGGAAACAGGAGAUUUGUUUCUCGGAUGAUCUUUUUGCAAACAGAGUAACACUUUCAGACGUUAUAAAAACACUGAACGACGACAACUGUAAAACACUGGUAGGGAAACCGAGAAUAAUUAUACUUAGUAUGUGUCGAAGUGAUCCCGAAGUUCGUGAAGAGAAACAAGACAAGGUUUGGCAUGACGCUGGUCAUAACAUUGGAGAGAUAGGAGAUGGAGAAGUCAUGCAACAGUUUGAGAACUUGGGUAUUCAAUGUGGUGCCGGAGAUCUUUCCUACCAAGAAGGCCAAAGCCAAAACCCUGAUGAUUUUCAAGAAAUACAUCCAAGCAAAGAUUACAGAAUAAAAAGCGUAAAUAAAAACAUAAAAGCCGACAAUAAAGCGCCUGAUGAUGAAUAUUAUUACGGUACCGAAGAAGCUUUGAUGAACCUACCUCCUAACUUUUUAAUUGUGUUUCCAUCCGUCGCUGGAAAGAAGACAUUUCAUAAUAAAACUUACGGAUCUUGGUUGAUAGACGAAUUAGCAGAAUCCGUCGAGGGUUUCGAUUUCAGCAGGUCUCCUAACAUGAACUUUCUUUCCGUUCUGACAGAAACAGCCGGUCGUGUUGCAAGAGAUAGAGAGAGUGAAAAAGGCAAGAAAACAGCAGUUUGUAUUGUGCAUAGACUGCUAGAACCCAUCAUCUUUAAAGCUGUCUUAGAUAAAGAUGGAAAUAAACCAUCUGUGGUGGAAGAUAAACCUGCUCUGUAAUAACAGAAAAACUAAGUAAACCUUUCUAUAAAGGCAGCCUAUAACACUAUAAGCAAUGAUGUUUUUUCUGUUAAAACUAAUUCGUUAUAAAUUGAUACCUGUUGUAUUUUUCUCAAACAUAUGAUAAUACGAGAAGACAUACCUUUAUACAUUUUAGAUAAUGUGUAAUUCACGACUUUUAUGUUUGUUAAUCAUGCCUAUAAGAUUUUUCAUCCAACCAAUUCAGUAAUUCAGAUAAACUUAUUUUUUUUUUGGGCAAUUCUUUUUUUUUCAAUUGGCAUUUUUAAGAAAUCAAUUUCAUAUAAAUAAUUUGGUAGAAAACACAUUUAGCUAAUUUUAAUGUUGACCACAAUAAUCUAUUGAAGUCAGAUGUGUAUGUGCUUUUAUCAAUCAAGUAAUUAACAACCAUAAUACAAUUUAACUAGAACUUUACUGAUUACUGAGUGUCAUUUGGAUCUUCAUAAUUGCCCAAUGACUUUCAAUAGAAGAUGCAGUUUAACGUUUAAAAAUCUCAAGCCAUUUUAAAUGGCAGAAAUCUUUAUAUAAAAUCGUUUAUAAACAAACGGUUUUAUUGUAGCUCACCUAAUACUCUCCAAGUCAUUUUAAAACUAUAAAUGAAAGUAGAUAUAAAAUCUAAAAUACUGAUAUCACAAAGUUCAUAUUUGUAUCUAUUUUUGCUUUUGCUAAGGUAAAAACAACUGUUACAUAAGAAGUCACUGGUUGCUAUACAAUGUUUCCCUUGGAAGUCAGUGUCUGCUGGUAAAUACACUUGUUGCUAUGGAAAGUUAUUGUUUGCUAUGGAAGUCACUGGUUGCUAUGAAAUUUACAGUUUGCUAUGAAAAGACAAGGGCUGCUGUGAAGUUACUGAUUUCUAUGGAAACUAAGCUUUAGCUCUUGUAGAUUUGAGAAAAGAUUUUUAAAACGUUUUUACUAUAUACAUAUAAGGCAAAUCUGUGUUAUCCCAAGCCUCUAUACUAUAAUAAAAGAUGAUGUAUUUGUUUCUACUAAAUAAAUAUAAGGAAAAUCAUUGAUCCCCUGAGGCGGGGCUCAUUGUUUAUAUUUUAAACAACUUUUGUGGAGGUCCGCUUGGCAAUGUUUCAUACCAAAUAUCUAAGCUGAAGCUUCUAUAUACUAGUACCUUAAACACGGGGGAGGAACUGUUACACUGAGGAUGGAGUUCUUCGAGUUCUUUUGAUAAUUGUCAAGAGCCUUAUUUAGCAUCUCAAACUAUAUUUUUAAAGAUGAAAAUAACAUUUUUUAUACGAGUCAGUCUAAUCAAAUGUUUUCCAACGAAAUCUGGAACGUUUUCCAGGAAUUCCGAAUCAGGCCAAUGUCCAUAUAUGCGUAAAUAAUUGGGAAAUUUUACUCAAAAUUUCCAUAUUUUAAACAAGAGGCGAUGAAAAAUGGACUUUUAAGUUUUAUUGACGCAUAAUACAAUAUGCAAGGUAAGUUUAAUCAUCAAAGUUUAGUUUAGCACCUCAAACUCUCUUUUUACUUAUGAAAUUACAAUUUUUGACGAGUGUUUCUUUGGUAUAUCCAAAGUUUUCCAAGAACGCCGUGACAGUUUUGACAGGUUAUCAGAAGAACUCAAUCAUCCGUGCAACAGUUCCUCCCCUGUGUAAAAGAAGAGGUGAGAAUCAUUAACAUGUUUUGUAUUUUUUUGUAAAGUCGCUUGCUGUAAAGCAGAUUUUUGACAUCUAAUUUUUGUUUAUAUAAAUAUUUACUUGAUAUAAAGUCUACAUGAUUUCAAAGAUAAUAAUGAAACAUCUUAUUUAUUUUCAUGCCAAACUUUUACUUUAUUUUAUCAAAGGGAGGUAAUUGAGCCAUAGUUGAAUGCUCUGUAAUA
Molecule: messenger RNA, 3268 nt
Organism: Ruditapes philippinarum (Manila clam)
Lineage: Eukaryota; Metazoa; Mollusca; Bivalvia; Venerida; Veneridae
Exons: 4
Coding region: 280-1422 (380 amino acids)
Biological process (GO): proteolysis
Molecular function (GO): cysteine-type endopeptidase activity
Source: RefSeq, a predicted model, not a curated record